AUAUAGUCCCUGAGUAGAACAUUUUUGGCGUGCAGGAAAAAUGCAUCCGCAGCGUAGCAAAACAAAACCGAAAACUGCAACAAAGUGCAUCCAUCAGUCGCAAAACGCACCCAAAACGUCAACACGUACGAAUUAAUUUCGGUUUCGCAGCUUAUUUUCCAACAGUUUGUUUUAUUCGCGAGAUAAUUGAAAAUAUCUCGGAAAUAAGUAAUUCUGGAGAUGUGGAAGAAAGGCAAUAGUUGAAUGAAUAAGGAAAAGUAGUGCAUUUGUGCGGAGAAAUCGAAUUUGGGACAGCACUUGCAUAACGCCCCGUCUUAGAACAGGUUGCUGACCUUGGCAGAGUUUCUGUCUGAAUGAUAAGACAAUGGCCAACUAUCAGCUGCACUCGAAUGAGACUAGUAUUUCAAUCCCGCGGAUUAUAACGGUGGACAGCGUUAAUUACUACGAAGUGCUGAUCAAAUGUGGCCACGUCAUGUGGACUGUGAAUCGUCGGUAUCGGGACUUUGAUGACCUCCACAAUAAGCUGGUCCAAGAACGAAGUGUCGCCAAAGACAAACUUCCACCCAAGAAAGUGAUUGGCAAUAAAAGCCCUACGUUUUUGAAGAAGCGCCAGGAAGCACUGGAGCAGUAUCUAAAAGAGAUGCUAACCUUUUUGAAGGUGACAAUGCCGAAAGAGUUCGUCGAGUUUCUUGAGUUCCACCGAUACGACAUAAUAUUCCUGUCGCAAAACUUGGCCAAUUGUUUCUUCCUUCGAGGGGAAAGUUUCCUGGCCAAGUCGAAAAAGUACGGCUUUUCGGUACUAGAGUUGCAUGCCUUCAGUGAGCGGUUAAAAAUUCCGUGUCCCUCCACGGAAGCGGCCGAUGGGGCACUGAACUUUUCCCACAUAAUGGAUUUCUGCUCCCAGUUGCAAACCGUAAUAGUGCUGCCGACAAAAAACAGUCUCCCCAUGAUACUUUACGACGACGAUUCCGAUAAGUACAUUCCCCACGCACUGCACAAACCGGUCGGGAGCAGUAAUCUGAUUCCGUCGCAGUUGCGAUACGAGCUGAGCAUAUUCCGAGGAUUGGAGAAUCUCAUCAUUUACGGCAUUUCCACAGAGAACAUCGAGAACGUUGGUGGCCUUCGGGAGAGUUUGAUCCGGAUAGAAAUCUACAAGAGCGAAAUCAAGCACAUCCGGCAGAUUACGUUGUGCGAUGAUAUCCACAGGAAUAAUACCGAGGAAUUGGACCGAUCGAAGGUAUGGAAAAAACUACGGCACGCCGUCUUCAAAGAAAAUCAGCUGAUGGAAAUCGACCAUUCAAUUCGAUUAUUUCCCAAUUUGAAAGACCUGGUGCUAGAUAAGAAUCAAAUUGAAAGUAUAGCCCAUUUGAGUCAUUUAAAUAACCUACAAGCUUUGAGCUUACGUUGCAACCGAAUUACGGAAUGUCGAGAUUGGCAUUUACAGCUCGGUAAUUUAGUAAGCCUCAACUUGUCGCAAAAUAGGAUCCGAUUGCUCGAAGGCCUUUCCAGGCUUUACUCACUAGUCAAUUUGGAUCUGAGCUGCAAUCAUAUCGAUGACAUCAACGAAAUUGAUCACAUUGGCAAUCUACCAUUGCUCGAAAACUUACGACUAAUGGGGAAUCCCGUGGCUGGCAGUGUUGUAGAUUAUCGUGCCCGCGUUUUGUCCCGAUUUGGAGAUCGUCUUCAGGAAAUCUACUUGGACAAUGAAAAGGGAAAUCAGUUGGAAUAUGAUACAGCGCUGGUACUGUCGGCUCUGCGUAUAUCAGCUCAGAACUCUCAACGGAAACUGCACAGCUUGCUGGACACGGCUAAUGCAGAGGAAAAAUUGCCCGGAACAAGUGGCAGUAGUGGGAGCAGAUAGCAUUAGUAUUCGUUGCCAGAUCAAUGUAAGUCUUGCACUUCAUUUGAAUGUUUUAUGUGAGUUUAUGUUCAAAGUUGAGUUAGAGCGGGCGAGUAAAAGCAGUUAUUGUUUUACUUCAGAAGAUAGACGAAAUGGAUAGAAAAUUUUGUUACUGGAAAUACCGCCUUCAUAUAUCGAUGUGCAUACGACCUAAUUUGGAACAUAGAAUUAGGCGUUUGUAUCAAUAUACAUACCUUCUGAAUCGUGUAAUAACGAUAUCACAUAGAUGUGAGAAAUAAAUCGUAGUAGACAUGAAA
Aedes aegypti (yellow fever mosquito) is the source of this 2157-nucleotide messenger RNA. Its product is annotated as nischarin. Lineage: Eukaryota; Metazoa; Arthropoda; Insecta; Diptera; Culicidae. Gene Ontology annotation, cellular component: cytoplasm. The transcript has 4 exons. Gene Ontology annotation, molecular function: integrin binding; phosphatidylinositol binding; protein kinase binding. Bases 365 to 1861 code for a protein of 498 amino acids. The record is from RefSeq and is a predicted model, not a curated record.